This is a messenger RNA of Toxoplasma gondii ME49, 7491 nucleotides long. RefSeq lists its product as hypothetical. The record is from RefSeq and is a predicted model, not a curated record. The transcript has 4 exons. NCBI's taxonomy places the organism in Eukaryota, Apicomplexa, Conoidasida, Eucoccidiorida, Sarcocystidae. The coding region runs from base 1 to 7491 and encodes 2496 amino acids.
AUGUCGGACUUCGCGUUUCCGGGGAAGAAGACGUCCGAGGGAAGGCUUCGGAGCGCGGAACUAGUGUCAUUGCUGAGGCAGCUGCAGUGUCAAUCGGCGUCCGGGCCAUCGCCUGCGAGUCAAAAUGAAGGAUCCCACCGGAGUGCGAAGUCCCUCGCCUCCAGCUCGUCCGGCGUCUCCAUGGCUCUUCUCCAGCUCCUGCAACAGCGGCAGCAACAGGAACAGAAGGAGUUGCUUCUUCGCCUAGCUGAGGACGGCCCUCAGGCACCAGGGAGAGAACGAACCACGUCCGCGGCGAGAGCUGCUUCCCGACAACCUGGCCUGUCCCCGGCGCAUGCACCGACGCAGCUGGGCACCCACCCCGCCACUGCAUGCGCGCUGGAGCCGACUGGGAGCGGCUUGCGCGCGCUCCCCGCCUCGGGGGUCUCCACAGCGGAUGGGCCGCCGUUCUCCGAGAGCCGACCGCGAGAGGAAGGGCAGGCUCUGAAGCAGCUCUUCGUCCACCUCAUGGCGGGAAACUCGCAGGGGGCGCCUAGGAGUCGGCAGCUUGCUACCAACAAAGACAGGGCUGCGCCUGCCUCCUCCGAAAGUUCCAAUUUGCCCAGUGAUCUCUCCGACGAAGCGAGCAGCGCGCGGGGUCUGCUGCGAGACAGCCGGCGGGGUGAACCUAGUCCAGGGUCGACUGUCCCUCCGGCGCGGCCUCCGCAGUCUGCGUCGGAUUCUGACGAGAUGAAGAGCGACAAAGAAGGCGCGAGGCCCUUUCCCCUCGCUGCGCCUUCUCGCCGGCUCCUCCCGUCUCACGAGAGAGACGGAGAGCAAGAGACCGGAUCCGCAGGUCUGGAAGAUCUCUCCAAGCUCAAAUUACAGCAGCAGAGGCACGAACGGCUUUUGCGGCAGCAACUGGCAGCUUUGACGAAACUGCAAAACGACUUGGGGGGCAAAGAUCGCGCGGCGUCGGCCGCGACGGCCUUUGUCUCCACGCGUCCCGGCGACUCAGGCAGCGGGACGACUUCCGGAAAGGCCCAGGCUGCGCUGAUGCAACAACACCAAGCUCUUUUACAGCAACAGCGACAGCAAGUGCAGCAGUACCUGAUCGAGGGCGCCGUGGCGGGGGCGGCUUCCGCGGGGGCGCAGCGAGGCGAAGGCGCCAAAGGGGGGCCAUUCGCCGGAGUGUCUCCGGAUGUGUUGAGGCAUCAGGCUCCGGGCUUCAAGGGCUCCAGAGAGCCAAGCCAGGGCAGGAUGGGGGACCUUUCCGCCUUGUCUUCGCUCACGCAGCAAGGUCUGCUCGGAACGUCGGGACCAUCCGCGGCGGCGCUGAAGGCCUUGCAGCAGCGGCUCGCUGCGGCAGCCGCGGCAGGCGCAGCAGCGGCGGGGGGGUCUCUGGGAGUCGACACAGACGUUUCCUCUUCCGAUCAUGACGCUCAGCUCCUCUCGAAACUCCAGCAGAGUGUGGCCGUCGCCUCCUACAAUCUUCUUCGGCUCUCGUCUCCGAGCUCAGCUGAUGCGGCCUCCGUUCUGCGCGGGCUCGGGGAGACUCUCGGCCGCAUCGGAACGUCGCGAAACGGCGAAUCGCUGCCUAAGAAGACGGUCUCUGGGGACUUGCGAUCAUCGGCUAGCGUAGGCGGUGUUGGACCAGGCGGGCCUGCGGCGUACAGACACCGCAGUGAGCCUCAGAGAGACUCGGGGCUCAGCGGCGGGCGGCCGCCCCUCCCAGUUGAGGCCUUGGAGUUGGCCUCUGCUUUUCUUCCCCAGUCGCGAGGCGGAGGGGCGCUUUCCUCGGGUCGCAAAGCCAGAGCCGCGUCAGAAACGGACGUACCGCAUGCGUUCGCUGUUCCUUUCCCCGCGCGAAACCCGACGUCGGCGGCUGCAGCCCCCCCUUCCAGUCUUGACGCUGCCUCUGCGUUGUGCCCCCCUCAUCUACCCUCUCGUCACGGCCCCGCGUCUGCUCAGGCGGGUGUCUCCGGAGACACCUCGUCUCAAGCGUUCCGCGUGCCCCGUGCAAAGUCUCCCGACGACAGCACAGCUCGCGAGCGGGCGGCUGCGGCCGCGAGGGCGGCGGCUGUGUCUGCAGCUGCUGCUGUCGUGGAACCUCCCUUGGAUCCUACGCGAGAGCGCGUCCUCAGGAAGCAUGUGAAGGCCCUGCGCCCGUACUUUGAAGCCACGUUCGCGAUGCCGGGCUUCUUCGGGGGCGCUCGCAAGGAGGGUGAGAGAAAGGGCGCUGCCGACGAGCCGGCGAAUAUCGAGCGAGGUCGUCUCGGAGGCGAGAAUACUAAGGCGGAGCAGGCACACGACUGCGGGCAAAAAGAACGUCCCUGCGCAACGCCCGAGCCGAGGGGCGUGGACGCGCGGACCCUCGGCGACUCUGGGUCGGAUGCACAGAGGGCGGAUGAGCAGAUGGAGGGCGAGGGGCAGGUUGACGGAGCUCAGCCUAAGGAGGAAAGAGGUGAAGAAAAGGGUGUAGAGAAGGAAUUACCAGGCGACGGGUGGGUGAGCGAGAACGGAGAGAGGAAUGGAGAGCAGAAAGACGGCAGUGAAGGAAAGGGAAACACAGCAGUGUCUUCGGGGCCUCACAAUCAAACAACGGAUUCAGAGGAGAAGGGAGAACAAAAGCGUUGCGGCAACGCGGGGGAGGGGACCUGUCUGGGGACCAGAGGCAACCCACAGUCUCGUGUAUGCGUCUCCGAGUGCGGAGCCUCGAUGGCUUCCGGUGACGGUCUUCCCCCUCUUGUGGCUUCUCUAGACGAUCAGCUGCCUCCAUUUCCUCUCGGCUCAAAGAGAUCUGCGUCAAAGAUGCAGGCGGCUUCUGGUGCACAGGCCACGCCGGGCGCCUCGGCGCCCAGCCGUGGAGUCUCAGACUCCCCGCACCUGAGCGUUCUCCGGUGGAGAGCGGAUGCGUCUUUUCUUUUCUACGACGCCGUGCAACAUCUCCGGGAGCAGUGCGGCCUUGCCCCAGACCCCGUUGUCUCCCGCCUGCUGUCUAGACACCCGCGCCAGGUCCGCCGAGAGGCUUCAGAAAGCAAGAAGGCGGCGCAGGACUCCCAGAAGAGGGAAGGCGAGAAAGCGGCUUCAGCUGCGGGGGCGGGGGCACAGGACGAGGGUGAAGGCGGCGAGAAGCGAGAGCCUCGUUCGUCGGCGUCCAUGGAGGGAGACAGCUCGCGGUCACUUGCUGCCGCCGAGAAGGCUGACGCCGUCGACUCCGAAGCGGAACCGCUGAAAGAGAAGGAAAAUGAGAACUCCCAGACUCAGUACCCACCGUCGCUGGCCGAUGUCGAAGACUCUGUUCGUUCUAGCGCGUUUCAGAAGCUCGAAGACGCUCCGGAGACAGGACCGAAGGGCUCCUGUGAAAGACCUUUCCGCACAGAGAAGGAAGCAGGCCCUCUGGAGUCGCCAGACUCCGACGGAUCUCCGGAAGACGAGGCGCUCUGGGACGGAGGCCCGCCCGCGACCGAGCGCUGGUGCAGCGCUCUAAUUGGUGGGUGGGCAGCGGGUGCCAGACAGACGAGAGGGAAACACGGCAUGCAAGAAAAGAUUUCAGAAGACUCUCAAGAGCAAGCUCUGACCCGAGAGUGUCGGUCGACCACUGAUGCAACGCCCGAGCUCAAGAGAGAGAUCGCUGAGCCCGCGAUGCGAGGCCUUACAGGAGACAUAGGAGACAGGGAUGUCGGGAGGGACCUGGUGGAAGCUGCGGGGGGGAGUACCCGCGAUUCCUGGAAAAGUCUGCAAGCCGAGCAAGAGAGACUCGAGGAUCUAACCAUGCCUCACGUGGAUAUUCAGCGGCUGCCGCUCGAGUGGCCUCGAAGCCUGGCGGCUGUCUGCUCCAAGGCUCUGCAGCAACCCGAUGCAGAGAAGUCACAUUCCUCUCUGGUAGCGGGCGUCUGGGACACUGUCUGGGGCGCCUGUCGGCACUUGUGGACCUCGAAGAGGCCUCGUCUUUGCUUUGACAAUCCAGACGAGCUGGGAGAGACGGAGAGAGCAGAGGAAGGCGCUUCGAAGGGGAGUGAGGCGGCGAAAGAGGGCGGCGUCGGGGAGGUUCCGUCUCCAAGAAAGGCAGGCCGAGACUCUGACUCCUCCUCAACUCCAGCAGGCACAGGCGACGAGACCAAGCGCGUGUCGUCUCCGUGCAAAGAAGCGUUGGAAGGCCACGACGAAGAGGAGACCUGCCUGGUGUGCGAGGCGCUCUGGGCAGCUGCGGCAUCGUUUCCCGACGGCGAGGAGGAGUGGACGGCAGAGCGGCGGCCGUUUCGUCACUUUGGACGGUGCCCCGCGUAUGCACUUUCUGGGGGAAAGUUUCGAGUUUCGCAUCCGACCGACGUAGGGCCUUCCGCCAUCCCUGUCGAUCGGAAAACGGAACCUGAGAUAGCGGAGAGGACGCCCCAGCGUCGCCUGCAUCUCUUGCAGGGUGAAGGGCCUCAAGACAAGUCACCGCGCGACGAAGGCGAGGCAAAGUGCGAGUCUGCUUCAAGAGACGGGGAGCCCUCCGCCUCGGCUUCAGUGGAGAAGACUGAGGCGGCGGACGGGCGCGGCUCAGCUGGGGAGACAAAGGCCGAAGAAGACGCGUCAGAAGGUAGUCCGAAGAGCCUGGAGAAGAGGACGAGUGAGCGCCGAGUCGACAAUAGUCGUGAACGCUUCUGGCUGGCGCAUGCACACCAGCCCGUGGCUGUUGACGUCUGGAGGCCGCCGCUGGCGCUGCUCGAGGAGCUCUUUGUCUCCGAGGUCGAACACGAAGUCGGCCGGUGGCGCGUGCAGGACAUCCGCGACCGGCGCAGACAACGCGAAGAAGAAGACGAGAGAGAGGCGAGGGAGCUGCGCGAGCGCCUUGGGAUGAUUCAGCGAAGGAAGGCAGAAGCCGAGAAGGCGGAGAGGGAGGAAAGGGAAGAUCCAAGAGAUUCGACAGAAAUCGAGGGUCUGUUCGAGGUCGACAGCUGGGAGGAAGAGUGCAGUCGACAUGACGGCCGGCCUGGACCCGCGGAAGACGAAAAGGAAUCGCGAGACGGGAACUCUGCGGUCUGCGUUGCUUCUCUGGGGUCUGACUCAUGUUCGCCGGAAGCUCCGAAGGGCGGCUCCGAAGGCGCCGAAACGCUCGGAGACGCGUUCACGCAGGCGGAAAAAAGUCUCUUUGAGAAAACAAGGGAGGAGGCAAAGAAACGAUGUGUAGAUGCCUGGAAAGGCGCUCUCGGGGAACGAGAGGCCCAGGCAGUGCGGUGGAUCAAACGAACUCUGGGUUCGCGUGCACUGCGUCGGGCGGCGUGUGGCCUGUCUCCGCUGCCUUCUGUCUCUUGUCACAAGUCUUCUCGCACCAUGUCUCCCUGUGGGGCUGAACAGGUGACGGUGAAGGUCGAGCCUCAGGGUCACACUAGCAAUCCCCCUGCGGUUUUGCCAUUGACUCCGACGCAGACUCUCUCGCUGCGCUUCGUCAAAGGAACGGAAGAAGACGGUUGGGCGGUUUUCGCUGCGUCAGCCGAAAAGGAGACAGGGUAUGGGUCGCCUGGGGCAUCCGCCGAAUCGCCUGAGGCGCCCAAAGAGGAAGAGAACGGAGGGGUUCCCUGCAAAGGAAAGGACCCCGACGAAGGCGGCGGUCUGCUUCGUCGGUUCCCUCUGGCGUCUCUUGGAUUCUUCCACGGCUGCCGCCUGGCUCUCGAGCUGAUGCGUGAGAAAGGAAAGUUCGACGCAGAAGAGACGCAGAGCAGGGAGUCGGAGGCGCCGGCCCCCGAGGAAGCCCGUCGACAGAGCGAUGCGCUUCGCGAAGAAGAAGAAGAGCUUCGGUGUCUCCUCGCUCAGCACUCCGCAGGCGCGUCCUCCAGCUGGCGAUGGUGGCGCGAAUUCACUGCCGAGAAGGAAGAAGAGAACCUCGCGGUGUCGGCCCUAUCCCAGCUGCCGCCGUUGUUCUCGCUGGCGGAACGCACCGGUGAGGCAGAGGAGGAAGCACCGGCGCCGAGCGAGGACGAGAAACCAGUCGAACGCACUCUGCCUUCCAGGACGACGCGCAGCUCACGGCUUCUCCAGGAAAAGCUCGCGCAGCUUAACGCUUCUCGUGCGUCUUCUUCCCUUGCUUCUUCUCUGGGCUCCUCAGCCCCGGCAACUCCACAGGCGGAGAACGGGAAGGCCGGCCGUGCUGGCGCCGGGGCCUCGCAGCGCGGGCCGGGUGGAGCAGCGACCGGACAGGGGCGUCAGGCCGGCUUCGGCGCUUCCAGUAGAAAGAAGAAAAUCCGGGUUCUGGUGGUGGGUCGAGACGAUGUCUCGGACGUGACUCAGGACUGCAGGGAGUGGCUUCUCCGGCGUCUGCGGCUCUUCGGACCAAAGCGCGCGCGCAGCGGUGGGGCGGCUCCACUGGAGGGUCGGGGGGCAGAUCUGUCGCUUUUGCGGGAGAUGCGCGGAGAGACGCAAGCGAAGAGAAGGAAGGUCGACCAAGCAGAGACCGGCGAAGAGACAGGGUCCGUAGGUGAAGAGACAGGGCCCUCAGGCACAGACAGACGCCCGGCUGACGAAGACGGGGGCGUUUCGUCAGUAGAGACUGCGGAUGAUGUUCGAGGAAGAGGGGAUGUCAAGAAGACAGGAGGAGAAACGGGUAUGUCUUCUUCGCCAACUGCGGGCGUCGUGGAGCGAGGAGAAAAUGCAUUUCAAGAAAGCAAGAGCGAAAGCUUUGAGAACUUCAGAGGCAGACGCCCAGAGGGCGAAGUGGGAACCUGGCGCGAGGGAGUGAGAGACGAGGCGUCGUCAGAAAGAGUGGAGAAAGAGGGGGCCGAUGCAUGCAGUGCAUGCAGACUCCGUUGUUCUGGAAGAUCGAAGAAGGAUCUUUCCUGCGGGAAAGAAGACCAGGAAGAGCAAGAAGACACCCCCCAAAGAGCAGUCGACGCCUCUUCAUCUCAAGAAGAAGGGCCGGGCGCGGCAGUCGUGCGUGGAAAGCGAAAACGAACGGAACAUGUGUCUCAGGUGUCUACUUCGAGUUCUUCAGGACGCGCUACGCGUCUACUGCUAGAACGCCUCUGUGAGCUGCGUGCUCACGCCUCAGGGGUCGGGCCGUACAGCGGCGGCGAGAGGCUUCUGUUGCGCUUUCAGCCUGAAGCCUCUUGCUCGGCGUCCCCGUGUGAAGAGAAAUCUGAAGACGGAGGAGCUGACUCACGCGAGCCAGGCGGCGCGUGGAGCAGCGAAGGCGAAGAUGCCAGAGGCCCCAGAGACCGCGAGGCAUCCGCUCGGAGACACACGGCAAAUACGUACUCGCUUCGCCACCGUCGCCGCUGCUCUCACUCGCCGGUUCUGAAGGGCCACCGCCAGAGUCCCUCCAGUUCUUCGCGUCAGCACGCCCGCGCCGCUGCCUACGCUGCUCAGGAUGCAUGCCGACAGAGGUCUCCCGACGCGUCUCCGUCUGAUUCUCGCGAGGCGUUUUCCUUUUCGCUUUCCCAUCUGCGAGGCGGUCGCGUUUUCGGAGGCAAAGGCUCCACCGCUGGCCUCGCUCACAGUCUGAAUGCUGCAUGCAGUCCGAGGCAUCGGUAG